CUGUGUUCUCAGCUUCGAGGUCCAGGCUGAGUGAGAGGAGCUCGGGCGGCUCCAGGCACUUCUUCCCUUGAGUGGGUGGACUAUUGAGGUCCCCUGGGCACGGCGUCAUGGUGCGGAACGUGGAUGACCUGGAUUUCCACCUGCCCUCGCAUGCCCAGGACAUGCUGGACGGCCUGCAGCGGCUGCGCUCUCAGCCCAAGCUGGCGGAUGUCACGCUGCUGGUGGGCGGCCGGGAGCUGCCAUGCCACCGCGGCCUCCUGGCGCUCAGCAGCCCCUACUUCCAUGCCAUGUUUGCCGGUGACUUCGCCGAGAGCUUCUCUGCGCGCGUGGAGCUGCGGGACGUGGAGCCAGCUGUGGUGGGGCAACUGGUGGACUUCGUAUACACAGGCCGGCUGACCAUCACCCAGGGCAAUGUGGAGGCACUGACACGCACGGCUGCGCGCCUGCACUUCCCCUCGGUGCAGAAGGUCUGCGGCCGCUACCUGCAGCAGCAACUGGAUGCUGCCAACUGCCUGGGCAUCUGUGAGUUUGGGGAGCAGCAAGGGCUGCUGGGCGUGGCUGCCAAGGCCUGGGCCUUCCUGCGAGAGAACUUUGAGGCUGUGGCACGUGAGGACGAGUUCCUGCAGCUUCCUCGAGACCGGCUGGUCACUUGUCUGGCCAGCGACCUGCUGCAGGUGCAACCAGAGCAAAGCCGACUUGAGGCCCUGCUGCGCUGGGUGCGCCACGACCCGCGGGCCCGGGCUGCCCACCUGCCCGAGCUGCUCAGCCUAGUGCACCUGGACGCCGUGCCCAGGCCCUGCGUGCAGCAACUGCUGGCCUCAGAGCCCCUGAUCCAGGAGUCAGAGGCAUGCCGGGCAGCCCUGUCCCGGGGCCAUGAUGGGGCACCACUUGCCCUCCAGCAGAAGCUGGAGGAGGUCCUGGUGGUAGUGGGCGGGCAGGCGCUGGAGGAGGAUGAGGCAGGUGAGGAGCCCACCCCCCGCCUUGGGAACUUCGCCUUCUACAACAGCAAGGCCAAGAGGUGGAUGGCACUUCCAGACUUCCCCGACUACCACAAGUGGGGUUUCUCCCUGGCGGCCCUGAACAACAACAUCUAUGUCACAGGUGGCUCUCGGGGCACAAAGACAGACACCUGGUCAACCACCCAGGCCUGGUGCUUCCCCCUGAAGGAGGCCUCCUGGAAACCCGUGGCGCCCAUGCUGAAGCCCCGUACCAACCACGCCAGCGCGGCCCUCAAUGGGGAGAUCUACGUCAUCGGCGGCACCACCCUGGACGUGGUGGAGGUGGAGAGCUACGACCCCUACACGGACAGCUGGACACCCAUCAGCCCGGCCCUCAAAUACGUCAGCAACUUCUCGGCCGCCGGCUGCCGGGGCCGGCUGUACCUGGUGGGCUCCAGCGCCUGCAAGUACAACGCCCUGGCCCUGCAGUGUUACAACCCUGCCACAGAUGCGUGGAGUGUGAUCGCCUCACCCUUCCUGCCCAAGUACCUGUCCUCGCCACGCUGUGCCGCCCUGCACGGGGAGCUCUACCUCAUCGGGGACAACACCAAGAAGGUCUACGUGUAUGACCCCGGGGCCAACCUGUGGCAGAAGGUGCAGUCCCAGCACAGCCUGCAUGAGAACGGCGCGCUGGUGCCACUGGGUGAUGCGCUGUACGUGACAGGCGGCCGCUGGCAGGGCAUGGAAGGUGACUACCACGUGGAGAUGGAGGCCUACGACACAGUUCGGGACACCUGGACCCGCCAUGGCGCCCUGCCCCGGCUCUGGCUUUACCACGGGGCCUCCACCGUCUUCCUGGAUGUCUCCAAGUGGACCCAGCCCUUCAGCCCCACCCAGGAGCACUAAACCAGGGCCGGGCUCCCCGGGGAAGGGUCCCCACAGCGGCCCCUCAUCACCCUGUGGAACGGCCCCUU
This is a messenger RNA of Nomascus leucogenys (northern white-cheeked gibbon), 1912 nucleotides long. RefSeq names its product kelch like family member 30 (gene KLHL30). Gene Ontology annotation, molecular function: protein binding. NCBI's taxonomy places the organism in Eukaryota, Metazoa, Chordata, Mammalia, Primates, Hylobatidae. The record is from RefSeq and is a predicted model, not a curated record.